AAGAGAAUUUAUAUCUAUAUCCAGAAAACUCAAAUGUCCAUCGAAUUUAGCUCGAGGGAAAGUAAAUCAAAAUCACAUACCUUGGAGAAAGAAGUUCAAAGAAUUCUAAUCACUGAAGAUACUCCCCCUGUCUGCUUAAAAAUUACCAAAAGUAAAAACUUGGUUGCUCCACAAAGGCAGCAACGGCAAAGUUUCUCCUAAGGAUAGCUUAUUCUAACAGUCAAUUCGAAUCUAAAAAGCCUUAUUUACCGCUAAUAUCAACUCCGCAUCCUUCUCUCCUCUCUCUCCCUAAUCCCUAUCUAUAAAUAGUAAAUACGCAUACAGAAACAACCUUACCUCCACGUAGCAUCCCUCAAAAUGCCUUCUCCUUUAUUCUUUCUCUUCCUCUUCUCUGCACAGUUCCUCGGAAAUGUUGAAGCCAAUCCCAACUACAGAGAAGCCCUCUCCAAGUGCCUGCUUUUCUUCCAAGGUCAGCGGUCUGGUCGCCUACCUAGAGACCAACGAAUCACCUGGAGGUCCAACUCUGGCCUCUCCGAUGGCUCCUCUGACCAUGUGGAUCUGACAGGGGGCUACUAUGAUGCUGGCGACAACGUAAAGUUCAAUUUCCCAAUGGCGUUUACCACCACAAUGCUCUCCUGGGGAGCUCUGGAGUAUGGCAAGCGAAUGGGGCCUGAGCUCCAAAAUGCUCGUGUAGCCAUCCGAUGGGCCACAGACUAUCUGCUCAAAUGCGCCAGGGCAACUCCAGGCAAGCUUUACGUUGGAGUAGGGGACCCUAAUGCCGACCAUAGGUGCUGGGAGCGACCGGAGGACAUGGACACCCCUCGUUCCGUCUAUUCUGUAUCACCCUCCAACCCUGGCUCUGAUGUUGCUGCUGAAACCGCAGCAGCUCUGGCGGCAUCGUCCAUGGUUUUUAGGAAAACAGAUCCCAAGUACUCCCGUUUGCUAUUGUCAACAGCCAAGAUACUGAUGCAGUUUGCCAUUCAAUACAGGGGUGCUUACAGCGAUUCCCUUGCUUCUGCAGUUUGUCCUUUCUACUGCUCCUACUCUGGUUACAAGGAUGAGUUGAUGUGGGGAGCAGCAUGGCUGCUUAGAGCAACCAACAAUCGUUAUUACGCGAGCUUCAUAACAUCCUUAGGAGGCGGGGAUCAGCCUGACAUAUUCAGUUGGGACAAUAAGUAUAUCGGUGCUUAUGUCCUCCUCUCACGUCGAGCAUUGCUGAACAGAGACAGCACCUUGGAGCCCUACAGGCAAGGAGCUGAGAAUUUCAUGUGCAAGAUCCUGCCACAUUCUCCCUACUCAACCACACAGUACACUCAAGGAGGAUUGAUGUACAAGUUACCUCAGAGUAAUCUGCAGUAUGUGACAUCCAUAACAUUCCUGGUGACGACCUACGCCAAGUACAUGAAAUCGGCGCGACGGACUUUCAACUGCGGCAACUCGGCGAUCGUAGCGAACUCGUUGAUAAGCCUGUCAAAGACGCAGGUGGAUUACAUACUGGGGGAAAACCCCUUGAAGAUGUCGUACAUGGUAGGAUUCGGACCAAAUUUUCCGAGGAGAAUCCACCACAGAGGAUCGUCUUUACCGUCUCUGGUGGCUCGAUCGAAUACAAUGGGGUGCAAUGGCGGAUUCCAAUCCUUUUACACCCAAAACCCUAACCCCAACAUAUUGACAGGAGCCAUAGUAGGAGGACCCAAUGAGAAUGAUGGGUACCCUGACCAGAGGGACGAUUACAGCCACUCGGAACCCGCCACUUACAUCAACGCCGCUCUCGUCGGGCCGCUCUCCUACUUCGCCGCCUCUUCUCCCUCUGCUUGAUUAGAUAGCUUCGUACCUUCUUCUUUUACUAAACGUUUGGGCUCUGAGCCCUUCAAAUCAGGGCUCAACUCUUUUGGGCGGGGCCUAUACGUCUGUGGUUUCAUAUCCAUAGUAAACAGGAUUUUUAAAAUGUAAUUUUUGAGCGUCAUUACAGAUAGAAGAUGAAUUUUGUCCGCCUUUUCUUUAA
This is a messenger RNA of Tarenaya hassleriana, 2002 nucleotides long. Its product is annotated as endoglucanase 3-like. Bases 358 to 1815 code for a protein of 485 amino acids. The transcript has 5 exons. NCBI's taxonomy places the organism in Eukaryota, Viridiplantae, Streptophyta, Magnoliopsida, Brassicales, Cleomaceae. Gene Ontology annotation, biological process: carbohydrate metabolic process. Gene Ontology annotation, molecular function: hydrolase activity, hydrolyzing O-glycosyl compounds. The record is from RefSeq and is a predicted model, not a curated record.